Messenger RNA from Penicillium soppii, 7479 nucleotides. RefSeq names its product type I polyketide synthase. Gene Ontology annotation, biological process: fatty acid biosynthetic process; secondary metabolite biosynthetic process. Gene Ontology annotation, molecular function: oxidoreductase activity; fatty acid synthase activity; phosphopantetheine binding. The transcript is spliced from 5 exons. The record is from RefSeq and is a predicted model, not a curated record. The coding region runs from base 1 to 7479 and encodes 2492 amino acids. Lineage: Eukaryota; Fungi; Ascomycota; Eurotiomycetes; Eurotiales; Aspergillaceae.
AUGGCUUCAUUGAGUGUUGAUAUUGACGGUGCGAAUGCGGAUUCCUCUAAUGAGACCAAGACUGGAAUCGACAUGAACGGAUACCGAAAUGACGAUGCUAGUAUGAUUGAUACAUUGCGGAACGGUUCCCAUACUGUGAUCAGUGGCAAGGAAGCUUCUGCCACUGAAACACAGGCAAAAUUUGCUUCCCCGAAGCCCAUAGCCAUUUGUGGCAUGUCGAUACGCCUUCCUGGAGGCCUCCACUCACCACAACAAUUGUGGGACUUCUUGGUUGCCAAAGGCGAUGCACGUGGCCCAGUGCCUAAGUCCAGAUACAAUGCUACUGCCUACUACUCCGACAUAGCGAAACCCGGCAGCAUCAAUACCGAAUAUGGAUACUUCCUCGAUGAAAGCAUUGAUAUUGCUACCGUCGACACCUCUUUCUUCACUGUGGGAAAGUCAGAGGUGGAACGGAUGGACCCGCAGCAGCGGCAAAUGCUGGAAGUUGCUAGGGAGUGUAUGGAAGACGCUGGUCAAACCAGUUGGAAAGGACGGCCAAUCGGCUGCUACAUGGGCAGCUUUGGCGAAGAUUGGGUUGAGAUCUUUGCCAAAGAGAACCAGCAGUAUGGUUUGCACCGUGUAACCGGAUACGGAGACUUCAUGUUGUCCGACCGCGUCUCGUACGAGAUGGACUUGAUAGGGCCAAGCAUGGUGGCUCGUACUGGCUGCUCAGCAGGCCUUGUUGCACUGCACGAAGCAUGUUUGGCAAUAUCCAGAGGUGACUGCGAGGGAGCCAUUGUUGGCGGCGCCAACUUGAUAAUGAGCCCAGGCAUGACCACUGCCAUGACGGAAAAGGGUGUUCUUUCACCUGAUGGCUCUUGCAAAACCUUCUCUGCCGAUGCUAAUGGCUACGCUCGGGGCGAAGCAAUUUCCGCUAUUUUCAUCAAGCCUCUGGCCGAUGCCAUUGAUGAUGGCAACCCGGUUCGAGCUGUUAUCCGGGCGACAGCAUCAAUGAACGACGGAAAGGGUACUGCUAGUGGUAUCUCAGUUCCUAAUGAUAUUGUCCAAGAAGCUAUGAUCAGACGCGCAUAUGAGCUGGCGGGCAUCACAGAUUACUCCAAGACCGCAUUUGUCGAGUGCCAUGGCACAGGCACGUCAAUCGGAGAUCCUAUUGAAGCCAGAGCAGUCGGCCGUGUCUUCGGCCCCUCUGGCGGAGUUCACAUCGGGUCUGUCAAGCCUAACGUUGGCCACUCCGAAGGUGCUUCAGGCCUCACGUCGCUUAUCAAGUCAGUACUCUCCUUGGAACACCGUAUGAUCCCUCCGAACAUCAAAUUCAAUGAGCCAAAUCCCGAUAUCCCGUGGAAUUCCUGUAAAUUAUCCGUUCCCACGGAGCCGAUACCUUGGCCUGAGUAUCGGGGGGAACGAAUUAGUGUGAACUCCUUUGGUAUCGGAGGUACCAACGCCCACGUCAUUCUGGAUUCCGCUCAUAGCUUUGGCAUCUCUACCAUUCCCGAACGGCGUACCGCGUCGCCGCAACUGCUUGUCUACUCGGCCAACAAUGCCGAGUCUUUGAAAAGAAUGAUCACCACAUACAAAGCCUAUAUCCAGAAGAAUCCAGACAGGGUUAGUGACCUAGCGUUCACUCUAGGCAACAGAAGAGAAUCCUUGCCCUAUCGCGCAUUCGCUGUGAGAAACCAACUUGGUAUGCUUACGUCUUCGGCGCCCUCAAAAUCUGGCGAAGCACCCAACAUCGUGAUGGUAUUCACCGGCCAGGGUGCUCAAUGGCCGCAAAUGGGUGGGUUCAUGAUCCAUAGCUCCUGCUAUCCUGCAUUUAAGAAGACCAUCCGAUCUCUCGACGCACAUCUAAAAACUCUCAAACAUACUCCAGAAUGGAACAUUGAAGAAGAGCUCUUGAAGGGACCCGAGACUAGCAGGCUGAGCUCGGCCGAGCUUUCUCAGCCUCUAUGUACGGCACUUCAACUUGCUCUGGUCGAUACCUUCGCUUCUGUUGGAGUUCAGCCCGCUGCUGUCGUAGGUCACUCUAGCGGCGAGGUGGCUGCUGCUUAUGCUGCCGGUGCCAUCACGGCCAAUGAAGCCAUCACGAUUGCUUUCUACCGUGGCCAGAUCACCAAACUGCAAACUAAGCCUGGGGCCAUGGCAGCUAUUGGUAUGGGCUCCGAGGAUGUCCAGGAAUAUCUACAGCCUGGAGUGAUUCUAGCCUGUGAAAACUCGCCUAAGAGUGUUACUAUAGCUGGUGACACUGAGGCAGUUGGUUUCGUGGUUGCUAGGAUUAAAGAGACCCGCCCCAAUGUCCUGGCAAGACAGCUGCAGGUCGAUAAGGCGUACCAUUCUCACCAUAUGGCUGAGAUAGGUGACAACUACUAUGCUUUAAUUGAACAUGAAGUGUUUGCCAGGACCCCGACAAAGCUUUUCUUCAGCAGUGUGGAGCAUAAACUGUUUACUGAACAGUCCAGCUUUGGCCCAAAAUACUGGCAGAAAAACCUAGAGUCCCCGGUGCUCUUCCAUUCGGCUAUCACAUCCAUUAUUCAUCAUAAUAUUGGAAAGAAUAUGGUAUUCCUUGAGCUUGGCCCUGACUCGGCCCUUGCGGGGCCCUUGCGACAAACCCAGGCUCAGCUUUCCAACUCUUCGCCUUAUGCCUCAGCAUUUAUCCGUAAUCAAAACGAUGUGGAAUCGUUCCUAAAAGCCAUCGGACAGCUUUAUGUUCUCAACGCUGUUCCCAAUUUGAGAAAGGUCAUUACCGAGGGCUCUACUCUGCCAGAUCUCCCAAGAUACCCAUGGGAUCACUCAAAGAGGUUUUGGUAUGAAUCUAGGCUAAGCAAGGAGUGGAGAAACCGCCAACACAGGUAUCACGAUCUUUUGGGUGUUCGGGUCACGGAAAGUCUCGACUUUGACGUUCUUUUCCGAAAUCUCUUCCACUUAGACAACACACCAUGGAUUCGUGACCACAGAGUCCGCGGCGAUAUUGUCUUCCCUUUUGCCGGCUAUGCUGGGAUGAUCGGUGAGGCUGUGCGACAGAUUACCGGAGUCAAUGAGGCAUUCAUAAUGCGCAACGUCAGCAUUAGCACUGCUCUUGUUUUGAACGACGGCCCGCCAGUCGAAAUAAUGACUACACCACGUCGCCAUCGAUUGACCGAUUCACUCGAUAGUGAAUGGUGGGAAUUUGCUAUCGCAUCUCACAACGGAACAAUUUGGACUAAGCACUGCUCUGGCGAGGCCAGAUCACAUUGCCAGGACUUGGGAGAUGCCAAGAAGAAUGCCCCACUCGUGCGCAAGGUCGGCACCCGGCGUUGCUACGAGUCUCUAGCUAAGUCUAGUCUCAAUUAUGGGCCAACCUUCCAACGUCUUGAUGAUGUUCGCUCAGACACUGUUAGUCAAAAUGCGACAUCAGAGGUUGUUGCAAAGAAUACCGAUGGCAAGGACUACCAUCUUCAUCCGACGAUUAUUGAUGCUUCACUACAGCUGCUUAGUGUUGCUGCAUCUAAGGGCUAUGCUGAGCCAGCAACGAAGAUAGUGGUUCCUACCAACAUUGAAGAAAUUUGCAUCUAUCGCUGUUAUGAGGAUGUACAGGCCCAGGCGUCCGCAUCCUACACGCCAAAUGGUUCCAUCGUUGGUAAUGCACAGUUUAUCGCCAAUGGCAAAAUUGUAUUGCGCAGCUCUGGAAUAAGACUUUCCGUUCUAGAUGAUCAGCAAUCCGGUAAAACCGAGGAAGCCACUGCUCGCAUAGAGUGGGGUCCCCAUAUUGAUUUUCUGGAUUCGAAAACUCUUAUCAAGCCAUUAGUUGACCGCAGCGACCAUAUGCCCCUCUUGACGGAGCUGUCUCACAUGUGUAUGAUUCAUACACAGCGUAUCAUUGCAGAUUUGAAAACUUCAAUAAGCCACAUGCACAAAUACCGAUCAUGGAUCGAUCACCACCUUCGGUCUGUCGAUGUUAGGCAUCUCGAAAUCCUUGAUAAUACUAGUAUUGAAGAGCGAGUCGAGCGCAUUGUGCACGAACUGUCGCGAACCUUAGGUGCUCAUCCUGCCAUAGCCAUACAAAAGGUUCUUGGCAACGCCAAAAGUAUCUUCACCGGUGAUGUGGAAGCUCUAGACCUCCUUCUGUCAGAUGAUACAUUGACAAAUCUUUACCUCUCUACGGAUCAGGCCGAUUUGUCACAGUUCGUCAAGCAUCUAACUCACAGCAAGCCCAAUCUGCGUGUCCUCGAGAUUGGUGCCGGAACAGGUGGAGGCACUGCCAAUUUUCUGAAACUGUUGACACCUGGUGACAGAACCCUAUACUCGAACUACACCUUCACUGAUAUUUCGUCUGGCUUCUUCGUUUCUGCUAAGGAGCGCUUCAGUGCGUAUUCAAACAUGGAAUACGCUACUCUCGAUAUUAGCAAGGAUCUCUUUGAGCAGGGUUUUGAUGGUCGUAAGUACGAUCUCAUCAUGGCGACCAACGUCAUCCAUGCCACCAGGUCUCUCAAUGAAAGUUUGAGCAAUGUACGGGAACUGCUCCAUCAAGACGGCCGGUUUCUACUCCACGAACUGACCCCGACUUCCAAAUGGGUUAACUACGUCUGGGGAACUCUAGCUGGAUGGUGGUAUGGUGAGGCAGACGGCCGGGCAGACGAGCCAUACGUUACCGUCGAACGCUGGACGACAGAGUUAAAGGUUGCUGGAUUCUGCGCUCCUGAGGCUGCAGUUCUUGAUUCAGCGGAACCAAAUCAACUGAACGCCAUGAUCUUGGCGAGACCAGCGAUAGGCAAUGAUUCAGACAAACGCGUUACGCUUCUCACUCUCCCUGAGUCAGAACACGUGGACUGUAUCUUGCAGGGUCUGGGGAACAGGGGGUACGCCGUUCACCGUUGCGGACUGCAGGACAUUCCCUUGCCCGAAGGCCAAGAUGUGAUCAGCUUGCUUGACGAUGAUGGUCCCUUUUUUGAAAACAUGGAUGAUCAGCGAUUUAGAUCUUUCAAAAAUUUGGUAGAAAACUUGAAAGGCUACGGCAUUCUCUGGGUAACCCCUCUUUCGCAGAUCCAGUGCCAGGACCCAAGAUUUGGACAAAUUAACGGUAUCGCCAGGACACUUCGCUCUGAAAUGCUGGUCGACUUUGCAACUUGCGAGGUUGAUCAUGUCGUUUCCUCGGUAGACAGAAUCAUUGACGUGCUUGAGAAAUUCCAGAUUCGUCAAGAGGACCACACUCUCAAGCCUGAGUUUGAAUAUGCCGUUGUCGAAAAUACUGUCCACGUUGGACGAAUUCAUUCGUUCUCCAUUCAGAAUGAGCUUUUGACGUCGGAUUCAAGUGAUGGCAUUGCUCUUUGUAGUAGUAGGCCUGGCCGCCUUACUGCUUUACACUGGACUCGACAGGAGAGUAAAGCGCCGAAGGGUGACGAUAUUGAAGUCGAAAUACAUGCCACCGGCCUGAACUUCAGGGAUGUUUUGUGCGCCAUGGGCAUUGUUGAAGCCUCAGAAAACGGCUUCGGUCUUGAAGCCGCUGGCAUUGUCCGUCGCACGGGUCCAAAAGUUGAUAGCCUGAGUUCUGGCGACCGCGUUAUGCUCAUUGGAAACAGCACUUUUGGGACACAAGUGACUGUCUCUGAGAACCUCUGUGAGAGGAUUCCAGGUGGAUUAAGCUUCGAGGACGCGGCUACCAUGCCUUGCGUGUUUGCUACAUCGAUCUACUCAAUCUUCAACGUUGGAAAGCUGAAAAAGGGACAGUCCAUCCUAAUUCACAGUGCCUGCGGUGGAGUUGGCCUCGCUACAAUCCAGCUUGCCCAGAUGGUUGGUGCCGAGAUUUAUACAACAGUCGGUAAUGAGGAGAAGGUCAAGUAUCUCAUGGACACAUUUAGCCUACCCCGAAACAGGAUCUUCAACUCUCGUGACACCUCGUUUGUCGAGGAGGUCAUGAGGGAGACAAAUGGUGAGGGCGUCGAUUUGGCACUGAACUCACUGUCUGGCGAGUUGUUGCAUGCCACUUGGAAGUGUAUUGCAGAGUUUGGCAAAAUGGUCGAGAUUGGCAAGCGAGACCUGAUUGGCUCUGGUAAACUUGACAUGAGUCCUUUCAUCGCCAACCGUAACUACUGCUGCGUUGACUUAGAUCAGAUUUGUCUCAAAAGACCGACUAUUGCAAAGCAGCUACUUGAAAGAAUUGCCGACUUACUUAGGGAGCGCCAUAUUCAUCCCAUUCGACCCAUAAAGGUUUUCAACUCUCAUGUUAUCCUUGACGCUUUCCGUUAUAUGCAGCAAGGUGUCCACCUGGGCAAGAUUGUCAUUUCAAUGCGCGAUGCUGCUGGCCAGAUCAAACUAGAAGGAUAUGUUCAGCCUCGAAAGAAACCCAUCUGCUUCGAUAACUCCGUCGCAUACCUGCUUGUCGGUGGCCUCGGAGGUCUGGGUCGGUCGAUCUCAACGUGGAUGGUGCAACGCGGAGCCCGUCACCUUAUUUAUCUUUCCCGAAACGCGGGUACACAUAAGAGGCAUCAAUACUUUGCUCAAGAACUUGCCAGCAUGGGAUGCCGCGCCGAAUUUGUUCAAGGGAGCGUUUCUAGGCUUGAAGAUGUGAUCAAGGCCGUCACACGCGCUCAAGGUCGGCUUAAAGGUAUCUUGCAGAUGUCCAUGGUGCUUUCCGAUCAAGGCUUCGCCCGCAUGACCUUGGAAGAGUGGAACAUGGCUGUUGAUCCUAAGGUCAAGGGAACAUGGAAUCUCCAUAGUGCUUCCAUAUCUGCCAACUCGGACCUUGACUUUUUCAUUCUUUUCAGUUCUCUUUCUGGUAUCGCUGGACAGCCCGGUCAAACCAAUUAUGCUGGUGCCAACACUUUCCUGGACGCAUUCUCUCAGUACCGAUUAAAUCUAGGACUACCCGCCUGUGCCAUCGGAAUUGGUCCCGUCGACGGGAUCGGCUACGUCGCUGAGAACGAGUCCAUUAUGCAGAAGCUCAAGGCAACCGGUAACUUGGGGGGUAGGGUCUCGGAGUGCGAGCUUUUUGGGGCGUUGGAGGGAGCCAUGAGAUCGACGUGGAGUAAAUCACAACCAUUCGCCUCACACAACUUCUGCCUUGGAAUUCGCUCCGGCGUGCCCCUGAGCGAUCCUGAAAAUCGUUCCCUUUGGAAGAAAAACGCGCAAAUGGCCGUCUUUCAUAACGUUGGAGAGACUCACAGGAUGUCAGGUCCUGCCUCCAGUGACGGCCUGAAUUCCUUCAUCGCCACCGCCAAACGCAAUGCGGCUUUACUGGGUCAGCCUGAGUCUGCUCAUUUGCUGGCCGUCGAGAUCGGCAAGAAGAUGUUCAGCUUCUUGCUGAAGCCAGAAGAAGACUUGCACACGUGGUGCUCUUUGUCUGACCUGGGAAUGGAUUCCCUCGUGGCGAUUGAGGUGAGACAGUGGUGGAAGACGACUUUCCAUUUUGAUAUCACCGUGCUUGAAAUGAUGGGAAUGGGCACUCUUGAUGCACUUGGAGAGCACGCUGCUAAGGGCAUGCUCACAUUGUUUCAUGGUGGUGAUAUCUAG